Messenger RNA from Athene cunicularia (burrowing owl), 6680 nucleotides. RefSeq names its product tripartite motif containing 66 (gene TRIM66). Bases 1 to 3828 code for a protein of 1275 amino acids. The record is from RefSeq and is a predicted model, not a curated record. NCBI's taxonomy places the organism in Eukaryota, Metazoa, Chordata, Aves, Strigiformes, Strigidae. The transcript is spliced from 20 exons. Gene Ontology annotation, molecular function: zinc ion binding; protein binding.
AUGAACCAUUUUGUGACUCUUCAAGUUUUCGAUGUCCAACUUCAGCCAGCAGAAAUGGAGACCCUGGAUCUGUUGAGGAAUUGUUCAGUGUGCAAAUGGGACCUGCGGAGGAGAGACCCCAGGAUGCUACCUUGCCUUCAUUCCUUCUGUAAGGACUGUCUUCCGGAUUUGAUUCAAGGAUAUAGCUAUAUUCCCACUGAGUAUGAACUGCUAUAUGAAGGUAUCCUUUCCUGCCCUGUGUGCAAACAGACCUGCUUUGCAAGGGAUGUAGUUGAAAAUUUCUUUCUCAAGGACUUUCCCACUGGUAAUUCAGCUAUGGCAAAGAGCUGCUCCACGUGUAAAGCGAAGAGACCUGCUCACAGCCUCUGCACCAGCUGCAAUAAGUGGCUGUGCAGCUCAUGCACAGAGGAGCACAGACAUGACAAAGAAACUGGAGACCGCUUCUUGUCUGUAUCCCUGAAGGACUGCACAGUAACUGAAGAUGAAGCAAGUGAGUUUUCCUUAUUUUGUCCAGUGCACACUCAAGAACCACUCAAGCUGUUCUGUGAGACCUGUGAUACCCUUACGUGCCACAGCUGCCUCCUGACAGAGCAUAAGGAGCACAGGUUCAGACAUCUUGAUGAAGCUUUGCAAAAUCAGAGACUUAUCCUGGAAAAUCUCCUAAUUAAAGUGGAAGAGAAAAAAAAUGGGAUUCAGGUUUCAGCUAAAGAGAUUGAAGACGGGUUGCUUGAAGUAAAGCAUUUAUACAAAAAGGUAGAAAAUCAAAUAAAUAUGGCCAAGAUGGUGCUGAUGAAUGAAAUCAAUAAACGAACAAACAUCCUUCUUGAACAACUUGAAAAAAUCACCAGUGAAAGGAAGCAGAAAUUGGAGCAACAGCUGCAAGGUGUUGUGGUUUUAAGCAGACAGGUAGAACAUGUGCAGAACUUCAUCAGCUGGGCAGUGUGCAGUAAAAACAGCAUACCAUUUCUCUUCAGUAAAGAACUGAUAGUAUUUCAGAUCCAGCGCUUGUUGGAGACAAACUGUGACACAGACACAGGCCCUCCACUGAAGAUCAGAUUUACUUGGGAUCCCUCCUACUGGACUAAACAGCUGGCCAAUUUGGGAGCUUUCACGCUGGAAGGUGGACACAUUUCUCACUCAGAUAUGCUACUCUGUGGAAACGUGCCAGGAUUACAGACCUCCUUGUAUCACGGGCACCGUUCACCAGCAGCACAACUGGAGCCUGCGAAGAGUCAGUCACCUCAGUUUCCUCCUGCAGUUCAGUGUCCUACACCUGUGUGUUGCUCGCACUGCCUCAGCAUACCUCACCCAAACAAAGCUCAGACUCCUUACCAAGACAUAAACCGCUAUCAGAAUUUUCGGCAACCUCCCGAACUGCAUGAGCAGCCCUUUCCUCUUCAGUACAGCAUACAACAACAUGACAAAGAGCAAAGGGGUGCCUCCCAGCCUCUGAAGCUAAUGCAGUCUGGACUGGAACAGCCAUGCUCAGAGCCAGAGAACGUGUCUGGGAGGAUGAGAAAGCCCUUACCAUCCCAGCAGCUGCAGCAGGCUGCACCCCUGGGCUAUGCUGUUGUAUCGCAUGAGGCUCAGCAAGUUCAUACGAGCCAUCCACAGCCAUUCCGCACACAGACUACUUUGCAGACAUCAACUGUGCAAGUGCAACUUGGCCAUCUCCAGAAGAUGAAAUCUAACCCCUUGCAGCAGCCACCACAGCAGCAGCAGCUGCCACCAGCAUCGCCACCAUCAGGUCAGAAUGAGAACACCCACAAACAAGUCAUCCAGCAGAGCCUGGACAUAAUGCACCACCAGUUUGAAUUGGAGGAGAUGAAAAAGGAUCUGGAGCUUCUUCUGCAGGCCCAAGGACAGUCCAGCUUGCAGCUGAACCAAGCCAAGCCACCUCAGCAUGUUCAACAGACCAUAGUUGGUCAAAUCAACUACAUAGUGAGGCAGCCAGCCCCAGUUCAGCAACAAAUCCAAGAUGAAGCACAAGUCUGUGAGAGUUCUACUGAACUUGAUGCCCAGAAGACUGUAAUUCCUCUUGACAAAAGUGAUAGUCCCUCCCUGUCACAGUCACUAGAUGAAGAAGCCAGUGUCAGCAGUCGCUCCCCUGAGAACACAUUGCAACAAACACCUAUCCAUCCAGUGAGAAAGCGUUCAGCAUCCUUAAGCAUUGUGGGCUUUUCAAACAGUCUAGAAAUGGAGUUACCUUCAACAAGGCUAUCUAGCUUGGCUGAGCCACAGACUCAAGGUGCAGCCGCUGUAACACUUGUCCCAUCCCCGAAGUCCCUUUGUGACUGUGAUGCUCCGCCAGAGUUGGUGCCCAGCUACAGCUUGGCGUUGGGCAGAGCACCAAGUGACCCGAGUCCUGGGGCUGCCGCUGGCCUCACACCAGGAGAUGCCCUCCAGGGCAGCACUAACUGCAAGCUGGAAAAUGAAGACUUCAAUACUGUAGAUCAUCCUCUAGAAAACAGCUUGGCUACUGCUGGACAAGAUGUAGUUAAUGAAUUAACUCUUUCUAUGCAAAAAGUGCUAGAAGAACCUAUUAAUCUUUCGAUCAAAAAAUCUCAGCAUUGCACUUCUGAACUGCUCAGCAACACUUCUUUCCUGCCCAUGAAUGCCAGAAUGACACAACUUAGAAGCAAAGAAGUUCCAGGUUCCAAUAACUGUGAAAAGGAACAUUUUGAAAUGGAUAUGAAAAGCAAUCAGAAUGUUAGAGCUGUCCCUAAGGAGCAGAAGAUCCCCUAUGUGCGACUGGAACGUCUAAAAAUAUGUAGAUCAGAAGUGGGGGAGCUCCCAGUGUUUAAGCUCCAGCCACAGGACAAUGAGCAGGAGGGCAACUUCCUCCUGAUAAUUGAAUGUGGGACCCAGUCUUCAAGUAUGUCUAUAAAGAUAAAUAAAGAUAGACCAACUGAAGGAGUGAAAGCCAAAGAGGAGAACUCGGAGGACAAAAAAUUUCUCAUGUCCCAGGCUGCAGGACAGACACACUCUCCUCCUGUAGAUCCUCCUGCUGUUGAUCAGAAGCUCAGCAAUGGCAUCUCUAUCGUGAAAAAAUCUCCAGUUCCUCAGGACGUCAAUCCAAUAGAAAACGAGGAUUUCUGUGCUGUGUGUCUUAAUGGAGGAGAACUGUUGUGCUGUGAUCACUGCCCCAAGGUCUUCCAUCUCUCCUGCCAUGUUCCAGCCCUGCUCAGCUUUCCAGUGGGAGAAUGGGUGUGCACGCUUUGCCGUAAUCCAGUGAAGCCAGAGAUAGAAUAUGACUGUGAAAACACACGCUACAGUCACAACUGUAAUGCACAAUAUGGCCUUGAUGACUACGACCAGAAGAAGUGUGAAAAGCUGGUGCUUUCCCUGUUCUGCAGCAGUAUGAGCCUCCCAUUCCAUGAACCUGUUAGCCCCCUGGCUCGGCAUUAUUAUCAGAUCAUCAAAAGGCCAAUGGAUUUGUCAAUCAUACGAAACAAGCUGCAAAAAAAGAACAAGUCCCACUAUUCUUCCCCAGACGAACUUGUGACUGAUGUGCGUCUCAUGUUUUGGAACUGUGCAAAGUUCAAUUAUCCAGAUUCAGAGGUUGCUGAGGCUGGACGGUGCCUAGCUGUAUUCUUUGAGGGCAAGCUGAAGGAAGUUUAUCCAGAUAGACAUUUCCCUUCAAUGGAACAAGACGACUCCGAUUCUGAAGAAGUGGAGGGUCAGAAUAGCAAAACGUUGCCCCAGGAUUUUCAGUGGCCAUCAUACGGACAGGACUGCAUUCAGCCUAAAAGGAGACGGCGCCAUGCUGAAAGUGAAAAAACUAAAAGAAUGAUGUUUCAGCCAGCUAACAGUCUUCCUCAGGUAUGACCGCCUCAAGAUACGAGAUUUGCUAUGAGGAAUCCAGCAGCAUAACUGACAGAGUUAAGGUGUGUGGGAGGAAAGCAAAGCACUUGGGCUGUUUUUUUUUAAACUCUCCUAUCUGCUGACCAUAUGCCUUAUUUCUAGAUCUUCUGGAUAGAUAACAGAUCCAAAGUGUUAGAUUCUGUCAAUAUUCAAUCUGUUAAAUCAUGUAUAUGUUUUGCAGUGUUUACACUGAAGUGCUAAUGUUUUGGUGGUAGGUAACGAAGAUUAAUAAAAGUAAUAUGUUAAUAAUAUCUAAUACCGCAGUACCAUUUUAUAAUCUGUUCAACACGAUAUCUCUCUUUUAUAGAGCACAGGUAGCCAUGUAAUAAUCUUGCAACCUCAGUGUGAAUGUUGGCCAUGCUUUAUGAUGAAUACAAUGUGUAGUCAUAAAAUCGUAAUCCUGUUGGUUUAUUCAGUGACUUUUUGGGGGAGCUUGACUGCUCAACGCCUAUGAAAUACAGCCUGAUUAUCUGAUUAGCUGUUUCUUUUGAAGCACAGAUUUUUUUUUAUUAAAUCACAAAAGAACAAGUGCUAAUACUAAGGCUCUGUGUGAACUGUUUCUCAGUGCAUACUAGAUGCUCUGUUUGCAAGGAAUGAUUCUUUUGGUAUCUAAUUCAUGCUUGGUAAAGCAGCGUGGGAUUUCUUGGGUCUCAAAGGUAGCAUUUUUAUACAGCCCAAACCAGUUGUUUUUCUUUAAAGCAGAUACUGAAAUUUGGUAAAUUAACUAUGAAGCAGAUUACAUGGUUAUAGAAGUGCCUAUAAAAUAACAUCAUAUAUUCCUGAUUUUCUCUUUGCUUAUUUCUUGUAGUUGUGAUUACCAACGGUGCUAGAAGAUGAUGAUAAUGUGUAUAUGUAGAAGCUCAAACAGAAUGAAAGGAUGUCUAAGCUUUUUUAUUAUUAUUAUUUUGGCUAAAUUCCACAAUGUCUUGGCAGAACACCUACAAGGACUGGAAGAGCAGUUUUAGAGUUCAGUUGAACAAAGGGUGGCAUGUAACUGUAAAGCCUGAGGGGUGGGAUAGGUAACAAGACAUGACACUUGAUCAGGGAGUGAUGGUUUGCAAGCUUCUUCCCACUUCUUCCAGAAGCAGGUGAGCCAGAUCUUUGAGUGGCCAAUGCUUACUUCAUGUGUGUGAGGGGCAUCUUCCUCCUUAGAGCUCUGCCCAGCAGCAUAAAGCUGGGCUGUGGUCUGGCUCUGGAAGAGUAGGGUUGUUGCAGUUCUCAAACACAGAUAAAGUUCAUUUUAAUUAGGUUCCUGUAAAUAACGGUGAUAUUUUCAGCAUAGAUUAUAUGGGCUAUUUGGUCUGGUAACCAUGUAUGUUAUUUUAGAUAACACUUUAAAGGUUUAUAUACGAAAUAAUAAGACAUGAAUGUAAUAUUCUACCUAUGUGACUUACCGUUUGCCACUAACUUGGUAGUCAGCUAUUGUUUUAUUUUCCUUGAAGAAAUGAAAAUCUGGAUAUUAUGAGCUGACUGGAAAACUGUGAGAUGAAGGGACAGCCUUUACAUUUUCUGUAUGUGAAUUUCUGUGUGUUUGCUUUCUGUCAAACUCCUGUUCUCAAAACAAUGUCUUGGCACAGGGAAAUUAAUGCAGGUUUGUAACUGAAUUAAUCACCCUUAUCUGUGCUACAGGUAUCAUCUUUUCUCAGUUGGUAAUUAAUUCCUCCACCAAAGACCUAUCUUUUACCAUUAAUAGCACAAAACCUGUGUGCUGUAUAGCUUUCAUCUAGGGGCAAAGGUAGAAAUGGGAGAGACUACUGAUGAUUUCCUCUUUUCCUGGAAAAGCAGAGCCAACAAGAGCCUUCUAUUUCUUAAAGGCUGUAAGUUUGUCAACUAUACCAUUAGUUUUGGAGAACACCUCUUUUAAUAAAAUUUACUCAGGGCAUAUUAUACCUUUAUUAAAAGUAGAAGUGUACCAGUUUGUCAUCAUAUAUGAUACCCUUUGGAUGUGUGCUGGCAGGAAUUGAAGGUCUGAGCACUCUUAAGGCUAACUUUUUUAUUAUUUCUCUAAGACAUAGUAAGAGUUAAAAAAAAUACUCGUAAACUUUAUGUCACGUUGGUAAGCAGAACAAAACCUGAAUCUCAUAUGUAUGACUUCACAUGCUUUCAAACACAAAUCUGUGUGUCAGCAACUUCACAGUACAUUGCAUGUCAUAAGAACAACAUUAUCCAUCUUGGAUGUUGCCUUAAAAUUGUUGGCUUGUGAUGCUCCUGCUGCUGGACACCACAGCACCAGGGCCUGAAAUACUUGGGGUGUUUACUCUCUUGAAGCCCAACGGCACACUGGCAAUGGCACUGACAGGUAUGAAAGGAAGGGUCUCUCUUCUACAAUCUGAUAGCCCAUGUAGCCCAAAAGAGAACUGAUAGGUUUUGUAGUUGCUUUUAUCAUACAGCCUGUUUCACAAUCUAGAAUGUGUAGAAAAGAAAGCAAGGAGGAACCCCUGAAGUUUUCCACUGGAAGUAACUAUAGCAGAAACAAAUGCCAGGAACACGGUGGAAAACCCUGCAAAUGCACUAGGCUCCUGCAAAUGCAACCAAGGGCACAAUUUUCCUUGUCUUUAGUAAUGGGUUACAUGUAGAGUGGGAAAAUCCUCUUUGUGCUUAAGCAGUUGCAGAAGAGCUUAAUUACACUUCAGUAAUAGGUUUGUUGAAGAAGAAAUGACAGCUAUAAAUUUGACUUUCAUUCCCCUACAGACAAUUUCAAAGACAUACUACUUUCAGUAUCGUUAGAUCAGAAUGGUGUUAGAGUUAACACAAACAGGUGUUUAACAAUUCACAUUAUUCAAUGACUGCAUGUUUAUAUGUGUAAUGUGCUUUGC